CGGGCUCCGCGGGAGCGGCCACCGCUCCGCUAGUGCGGAGGGCACCUCCGGCACCGCCCGGCCCCGCGCUGCCCGCCCUGCGCUGCCGCUCCGGCUCCUAAUCGGAUUUCGGAUUUUUUUUUCCCCUUCCCUCCCUCUUCCUUCCCCCACCCCUCUCCCCGGCGUGCGCAGCGCCCGCGGGCAGCGGGCUCCGGGUGCGGCGGAGCGCCUGCCAGCCCGUAGCAGUGAGCGGCAUGCCCGCCCGGCGGCCCCCCUCCUGCUAGGCUCCCGUCGGCACCGAGGAGGCGGCGGAGGAGGAGCGGGGUCGGCGGCCGCUCGCCCGCCCCGUCGCAGCGCUCCCCCGCCGCCGCCGCUGCAGCCACCCGCGAGGGAGGCCAAGAUGGCAGAGGCGUCGCCCCCCGCCCCGCUCUCGCCCCUGGAAGUGGAGCUGGACCCCGAGUUUGAGCCGCAGAGCCGGCCCCGCUCCUGCACCUGGCCCCUGCAGAGGCCCGAGCUGCAGGCCAGCCCAGCCAAGCCCGCCGGCGAGCCGCCCGCCGACGCCGCCUCUAUGAUCCCCGAGGAGGAGGACGACGAGGAGGAGGGGGGCGGCUCGGCCAUGGCCGUCGGCAGCGCGGCUCCCGCGGGCAGAGAAGCGGCGGCGGCCACCAGCGUCCCGGAGGAGGCGGCGCGGCUGCUGGCCCCGCUACCCGGAGCCGGCCCGGAGGGGCCAAGCCUCUCACCGGCUGGAGCGGCAGCAGGAGGUGCGGGGCUGACCGGGGGCCCGGCGGCGGCCCCGAGGAAGUGCUCGUCUCGGCGCAACGCGUGGGGCAACCUCUCCUACGCCGACCUCAUCACCCGCGCUAUCGAGAGCUCCCCGGAGAAGCGCCUCACCCUCUCCCAGAUCUACGACUGGAUGGUCCGCUGCGUGCCCUACUUCAAGGACAAGGGUGACAGCAACAGCUCGGCCGGCUGGAAGAAUUCUAUCCGACACAACUUGUCACUCCACAGCCGAUUUGUCAGGGUGCAGAAUGAAGGCACCGGGAAAAGCUCUUGGUGGAUGAUCAAUCCAGAUGGUGGGAAAGGCGGCAAGGCACCCCGGAGACGCGCUGUGUCAAUGGACAACAGCAACAAGUACACAAAGAGCAGAGGGCGAGCGGCUAAGAAAAAGGCAGCCCUGCAGACCGCCCAGGAGACGAGCGAGGACAGCCCUUCUCAGCUCUCCAAGUGGCCAGGGAGUCCCACCUCCCGCAGCAGCGAUGAGCUGGAUGCAUGGACAGAUUUUCGCUCCCGUACAAAUUCCAAUGCCAGUACGAUCAGUGGCCGCUUGUCACCAAUUCUGGCAAGCACCGAACUAGAUGAUGUCCAAGAUGAUGAUGCUCCACUUUCUCCCAUGCUAUACAGUAGUCCAUCGAGCUUGUCCCCUUCAGUAAACAAACCAUGUACUGUGGAGUUGCCUAGGUUGACUGAUAUGGCUGGGACAAUGAAUUUGAAUGAUGGACUGACAGAUAACCUCAUGGAUGAUCUCUUAGACAAUAUAACACUUCCUCCCUCCCAGCAGUCACCCACGGGAGGGAUGAUGCAGAGAAGCUCCAGUUUUCCUUAUGGUUCCAAAGGUUCAGGGCUGGGUUCCCCAUCAAGUAGUUUCAACAACGCCGUGUUCGGGCCGUCGUCCCUGAAUUCCCUCCGCCAGUCGCCUAUGCAGACCAUUCAGGAGAACAAGCAGGCCACCUUCUCUUCCAUUUCUCAUUACAACAACCAGACGCUGCAGGAUCUCCUCGCCUCUGAUGCACUUAGUCACAGCGAUGUCAUGAUGACACAGUCUGACCCACUCAUGUCGCAAGCCAGCACAGCUGUGUCCGCCCAGAAUUCCCGCAGGAAUAUAAUGCUCCGCAACGACCCCAUGAUGUCGUUUGCCGCACAGUCCAGCCAGGGCGGUCUGGUCAAUCAGAGCCUGCCCCACCACCAGCACCAGUCCCACAACUCGUCUCUUAGUGGCAGCCGUGCCUUGUCCAGUUCCAUCAGUAACAUAGGCUUGAGUGAUUCUAACAGCUUGGGAUCUACCAAACAUCAGCAAUCACCUGUCAAUCAGUCUAUGCAAACACUUUCUGACCCGCUCUCAGGCUCCUCUUUGUACUCCUCUAGCAUGAACCUCCCAGUAAUGGGACACGAGAAAUUCCCAAGUGACUUGGACCUGGAUAUUUUCAAUGGGAGCCUGGAGUGUGACAUGGAGUCCAUUAUCCGCAGUGAACUCAUGGAUGCAGAUGGGCUGGACUUUAACUUUGAUUCCCUCAUCUCAGCUCAGAACGUUGUCAGUCUGAAUGUGGGAAACUUCACUGGUGCUAAACAGGCUUCAUCACAGAGUUGGGUACCAGGCUGAAGGAUCUUUGAGAACAGGGAAAAUGGGCAAACAGGCCCUCAAACUGACAAGAGAUGUAGAAAGAGAACCCUUUGCCAAAUCUGCUGUCAGCAAGUGGACAGUGAUACUGUUUACAGCUUACGACCUUUGUGAACCCUGCAUUAUUUUCCUGAUGAAGCAGACUGUUAACAGCCCCUUAUCGGAGUGAAGAUCCUCCUUUUUUUGCUUCCUUUUCUCUUUUUUUUUUUUGAGAAUUUAACUAAUUCUGAAGUAUGCAAAAUCUUCCUUUUCUGGGAUGGCCAAGCACCUGCUGUGGAGACAAUGUUCAGCACCAUCCUGUUGAGAACACACUGUGUAGCCUUUACAGUAGUUACUGAUCAAUGAGUAUGUGGUGUUUCAAUAUAUUAAUGGUUUAUGGGAUGUUUUAAGUUGGCUUUUCUUUUUGGAGGUUUUCCUUUCUGCCCACCCUCCUCUCUACAAACUCCAGUCUGAUUUCCUUUAGAUUUUUUGACCAUUUUUGCUUUCUGUCCCUGGGGAAUCUGAAGUACUGCACACACGCAAGGAAAUAUUGCUCAGACGUCAGGGGUUUCUGAAUAUACAGCAUUUAUUAUUACCCAUCAACCGGCUGAAUUCCAGAGAGAGGUGAUGCGUGUGGUCUGUUUGUUUGUUGGGUUGGUUGGUUUGUUUCUUUCUUAUUCUUCCCUUAAGUUUGAUGGUACACCCCUCUUUUCUGUUAAGUGUCAAACCAGGGUUGACUGCAAAACCAGGGAAGCCAGCAAGUUCGUCUCUUGGCUCGUGAGGACAGACUGACAGUGGGUGCCAUUGCCUGCACAUGUGCAUGGAGGCAAAGCCUGAUGGAACAGGUUCCUCUCCUGCUUUAUGUAAGCAAGGCUGCCCUGCAGCUGCAGCAGGCUGGUAAGGUGUUACAGGCUGAGCUGCCAGACAAAUUGAACAUAGCCACCUCUAAAGAUGUGCUUGGAAAAGCAAAAAUGAAAGGAAAUAACGCCACUUGGCAGAAAAGCUAAGGUUAGAGGCUGGGUGUCAGCAGGGACUUGCAGUGGCAGUGCCAGGAGUUGAGGCACAGGUUGUUGCAGGGUGUAUUACUGCAUCAGUGAUCCUUUUGUUUGUUUGUUUUGGACAUAUCCUUGAUUAUUUUUUCCUUCUUAUUAUGUAUAAUCUGUUAAGGCAGGAGAAGCAGAAGGAAUGACAAGGUGACAGUAUCAUACAAAUGGCUUUUCAUGUGAGCACAGAUUGUAACAGGAUAAAUGACACUGAAAGACAAGGCAGUUUUAUAUAUUUUGCUUCUAAGAUUUUCUUUUGUAAAAUGAAUAAUAAUUAAUAAUAAUAAUAAUGAAUAAAAGGUAUGGUGCUGUAUAGAUCCUCUCUAUAAUCUGGAAAGUUUGAUUACUUUUUAUUAGUAUCUUGGGGGGGGAGGGAUACAAAGAGGGGAAAACACCAAUGGUACAUAGGAACUCAGUAUGAAGAGGUUCUGAAUAGGACAGUGUAUACCUAAUUCUCCAAAGCGAUAUAUGAAGUUUUUUUUUUGUUUGCAUAAAAGCAUUAUGCAUAUAAAUAUAUAAAUAUAUUUUAUUAUGUACAGAAAUGGAUCAUUAUGCAUGGAUGUUAGGAAAACAAACUAGCAUUUUAACCCAAAGUCUCAGUGCAUGAGUUCCCACCGACCCGUGUCCCAUGCAAUGUGGAGUGACUCCCUCUCGCCACUGACACCACACAUGCACAGUCAUGCACAAACACACACACACACACACACACACAAGCAUUCGUGGGCCUUUCCUUGCUCCUUACGUUCCAGGUCCCCAAGGUGAUAUUGGUGAAACAACAGCUCCUAGUGUGAUGGAAGUUUUGGUUUUGUAUCGUAGCCCCCACGCUGUAAAGAUGCACCUCCUGGUUUCUCCCCGCAGUUAUGACUGUGUAGAGUCUGUGCAGUUGUGGUAAUCGUAGCCCUGUAGCAUAUCAACUCUUCCAAGCAGCCAAGGGUUUAUCGUUUCCCUUUUAUACAAAUGUCUUUUCCUUUUCACACCAAGGUGGUCUAUUUGUCAGCGUGGGGACUAGUUUAUUGUGUUUAUUGGAGUUAGGUGAUGCUCAUUGCUCAUCUCAGUCAGCAGCCAGCUGGCCAGGAUGCUCAUGUUGCACAGCGGCCACCUAGGCUAGAGGUAGCUUUGCUCAUCAGAGUCCAGGCACCUUCUACCAAAACUGAUCAAGAGCUCUAUUACCAGCCUCCUCUGGUGUGUAGCAUUAGCUCUCAGCUUCCCAGUACAACCCAAAACAUGAGUGUAUGCUGAAGGACUUCCCUCUGGUGCUGCUUCUCCUGAGGCUCUUCUGGCUGCUGCCCUGCAGCUGGGCUUGUUCCCCUGCCCCAUGGUUUUGUCUGCCACCAGAGCUCACACUGUGGCUCCCUGUGCUGGGACACAGCAUUUGACCCCUUCCACAAGUGAGCCUCCGGUGAGAUCUGGGUGCCUGCCCGAACACCACUGGCCAGGUCGCUGACAGCACCAGUAAGAGCUGACUUGGUGGUACCGCCAAGGUGACCAAAAUCCAUCAUUUCAUUUUUUCCUCUUGUCAGUUCUUGUCGAAGGCAAGGGAAGGACCAUUAGCUUAAACCAAACGAGAGCAGCUUUUGCUCUGCUAUGGCAGGCUAGUCCCGUGGAGUUCAACAGAGCUAGAUCUUGCUGGCAGAAAUGAGAGAGAAAAUGAUGGUCUGCUCUAUUCAGGAAAUGGAGAAAACUCCCUUGAUUUAGAGACAGCCCAUCAAUGGCAGGGAAUUAAUAAUAAAUAAAUAAACAAGGAAAGCAUUAGCAUCCCAAAGGCUUAACCUACUUCCCAGCAGUGUCAAGGGCAGCAUUUCCACUGGCACGGCUGGGACCCUUUGAACCCCUGCUUUGGAGAACGUGCUGGCACUCACUGAAGAUGAGUGGACUUGGCCAACCUCUUUGGUUUGGUUUCCGUUGCCCAUCUUUAGGGACAAAAUCUUCAAGCAGGAAGGCCUGGAGUCAGGCACCCAAUGUCAGGGACUCCAGCAUGCUUGUAGGGGGUGAGCAGCUCUGCCCUCCUUGCUUCUUGAAUGAGGGAGAGGUGUCAGGUCCCCCCAGGCCCAGGGGAAGGUCACCACCCUCUGCACCUGCUGAGGUGCCCAGCGACACCCUCCCCUCCAGAGGUGCUAGAUAAAUCUCACUGAAUUCAAAGGGCCACUUACUUAGGUGUCAAAAUACAGACUUGAAUGGCUAAUUCUGGGAGCCUACCUUUUGAAAGUUUGGCCUUUGUGUCUUUGAACAUGUUUAUGAUUAGAAGUUUUCCUUCUGAAACUUUGUAAAGCAGAUAAAGGUGCAGAACAAUGACAUAGUUACUGUUUAAACACUUAGUGUAAUAAAAAAAAGGUCUAAAAAGGUGACAUUUAUGCAGUUCCUAGUCACAGGUUUGGGACUUGAUACAAUGAUUUUGUAAAAAACCUGUAUCUUGACAAUAGUGGGAUAGUUGACCACUGCUUAACUCCAGACAUUUUUGUGCCACCGCUUCAAAAAGUUCUUUUUUAGGUCAUGUAUUUCUCUAAAAUGAUGUCAUUGCUUGGCAAUUGGUGUCCUGUAAGCGUUUCCAGUACACGACAUACCUUUGGAAUUGCCAACACAUGCAAAGGGGGACCAGAUACAUUUCGUUACUAUGGGUUGGAAAAAAUGGAUUGUACAUUUGGCUUCACAUGUUUAACUUUUUUUUUUUAAAAAAGUUGCAUGAUUGGAAAAAAAUAUGUAUACAGUAUCUGUAAAACUGUUUUAUCUGUUUUUGUUUCAAGCCAUGUAAAUUGGAAGAAUAUUAAAUCCACAGCCUUAUCGCGCAUGGCCGUCGUUACAUACCGAAGAGCUGAACAGUUUAUACUUUUCAUUUGGGCUAUCUUGUACUUUCAUUUGAAAGCAGACACUCUCACGUUGCAGUCUUACUGAGGAUUUUAUAUUUUAAGAAAAAGAAAAAAAGAUGCUGCCCUGGAGGAAUAUACUACCUUACUACACAGAGGUUGGAAGGAAGUUUGUUUUGGAGCAAAACCUGCCCCUUUCCGAGCGAAGCAGAGAUGCAGUGCUUACUCCACUUGGUGUUAGUAGAUAUUGCCUUGUGUAUUCCAUUUUAAAUUGUAAUCUAGUUUGUAAAAGAGAUGGUGACGCAUGUAAAUAAAGCAUAAUGGAUCUCUACAUUGCA
Molecule: messenger RNA, 6535 nt
Organism: Melopsittacus undulatus (budgerigar)
Lineage: Eukaryota; Metazoa; Chordata; Aves; Psittaciformes; Psittaculidae
Gene: FOXO3
Product: forkhead box O3
Exons: 3
Coding region: 380-2356 (658 amino acids)
Biological process (GO): regulation of transcription by RNA polymerase II
Cellular component (GO): nucleus; mitochondrial matrix
Molecular function (GO): RNA polymerase II cis-regulatory region sequence-specific DNA binding; DNA-binding transcription factor activity, RNA polymerase II-specific
Source: RefSeq, a predicted model, not a curated record